Messenger RNA from Nicotiana tabacum (common tobacco), 2309 nucleotides. RefSeq names its product heterogeneous nuclear ribonucleoprotein 1. NCBI's taxonomy places the organism in Eukaryota, Viridiplantae, Streptophyta, Magnoliopsida, Solanales, Solanaceae. Gene Ontology annotation, molecular function: mRNA binding. The record is from RefSeq and is a predicted model, not a curated record. Gene Ontology annotation, biological process: regulation of translation.
GAUGAGCACUCACAUCCUCUGUUUUCACCUUAUUCCUAUAUUAUUAUUAAUAUAAUUAAUAAUUAAUUAACUAUAUAGACCUCUUUGUUAGAUCUCUGUUUAUUGUUUCUAACCCAUUUCCCAAUUUUGAUUUGUGUCUUGAAAAUGACACAUUGGAUUGUUAUUUGAUUGAUGGUAAGAGGAUCCAUGUUUUUGGAUUGAAUUCAACACUUUCUCACUUUGCUGUCUCUGAUCAGUAUUCCCACCUUGUAGUCUGCCUGAUUUGCUACAUAAGAAUGAUGGAGUCAGAUCUCGGUAAGCUAUUUAUAGGUGGGAUUUCUUGGGAUACGGAUGAGGAUCGUCUUAAAGAAUAUUUCGGGUCAUAUGGAGAAGUGGUGGAAGCUGUGAUCAUGAGAGAUCGUAAUACUGGCCGUGCUCGUGGUUUUGGUUUUGUAGUCUUUUCUGAUCCUGCUGUUGCUGAAAGAGUGGUUAAGGAGAAGCACAUGAUCGACGGGCGAACGGUUGAGGCAAAGAAGGCUGUUCCUAGGGAUGAUCAACAAAUAAUAAUAAAUAGAAACAAUAGCAGCAUUCAAGGAUCUCCAGGUCCUGGACGCACAAAAAAGAUAUUUGUAGGAGGCUUAGCAUCUACGGUCACGGAGAGUGAUUUUAAGACAUAUUUUGAUCAGUUUGGUACAAUUACAGACGUCGUAGUGAUGUAUGACCAUAAUACUCAGAGGCCAAGAGGGUUUGGAUUUAUAACUUAUGAUUCAGAGGAUGCAGUUGAUAGGACAUUGUACAAGAAUUUUCAUGAACUAAAUGGUAAAAUGGUGGAAGUAAAGCGCGCUGUUCCAAAGGAGCUAUCUCCGGGCCCCAGCCGCAGCCCUCUCCCCAUGGGAUUCAACUAUGGACUCAAUAGAGCCAACAACUUCCUCAACAACUAUGCUACUCACGGGUAUAAUCUAACUUCAGUCGGAGGAUACGGGGUCAGAAUGGAUGGCAGGUAUAGUCCUGUUGCCGGUGGUCGUACUGGUUUCUCUCAGUUCGCUUCUCCUGGUUAUGGAAUGGGUGUCAAUUUGGAUCCCUCUUUGAGCCCCACCUUUGCAGGAGCUUCCAACUUUAGCAAUAAUCUUGGGUAUGGGCGAAUAUUAAACCCGUAUUUCACUGGAAAUUCAAGCAGAUACACUACUCCUAUUGGAUAUAGCACAAGCAGCAAUAGAGGGGAGUCUUUUCUAAGCUCCCCAACGAGGAAUUUAUGGGGAAAUAUUGGCCUUAACUCUUCAGCAAAUUCUGGUGGCCCGGGUUCAUAUGUGGGCUCCGCAAGUGGUAAUUACGCUGUCUUUGGGAAUAACAGUGGUAACUGGGGCGCUUCUCUCAUUUCUGCUCCGGGUGGUAAUUCUUCCGGAUACGGUGGUGGGAAUUUCAGGAGUGGGGAAAAUAAUUACGGCCUGGGGUCGGGCGGACUUGGAAGAAAUAAUGCAGCAGGUGCUGCUACUACUUCAUCGUUUACAGCACCAACUGGCGCUUAUGAGGGGUCUUACGGAGAUCAAUUCCGCGGCGGUUCAGUGUACGGUGAUCGAGCUUGGCAAGCUGUGUCUUCUCAUGCAGAUGGUUCUGGUUCAUUUGAAUAUGGUCUUGGAAAUCCAGCAGAUGUUUCUGCUAAAGAUUCUGAGGAUUAUAUUGGAAAUUACAGUAUUGCAAAUAGACAAUCGAAUAGAGGAAUCGCAGCAUAGGAGAUCUCGUUAUUUGGAUAUCUGAAGAUAGAUAGGAGAACAGACUUAAGAGAAACAAGUGGACGUCAAUGUUUAUAGUAUCCCUCAUAAUAUAUAUUUCGGAUACAAGAAAACUUAUCUAUAGAGCUAGCAAGGCGCUUGUGACAGUUUGAAGUUUCAAUAUACUAAAAGCAAUAUAGGAUCCAUUUUCAGCACUUGAUCGAGAUGUAUAUCAGAUGGCGAGCUAUACAUUAUACCAUCUAUUGUAGUCGAUGUGUUUGUGCACCCACGACAAGACCAGUACCUCUGGUACUAUGUUGAGAGUUAGAGUUGUCAUUUUUUAUAUUCUUUUUUCUCUGUGUAACUUUUUGUUUACUGUAAUGAACUGGCAAAGUUGCCGGCGUUUGUUUUAUAGUUCCCUUCUUUUUUCUUUCUGGGAUUUGCAUUUCUUUCAGAUUGUAUGUGAGAUCAUGUUUGAUUUACUAGUGUGAAACAUUUGGGGAUACUAACCUAGUAUCCCUAUCAAUAAGUACUGAAUAUUUUGAUUCAUUUGACACUGCACAUUUUGUAAACAAUAUAGUUGAAACUUUAUGUUUGUGUAUGGAACUAUGUUGCAUAUUA